Molecule: messenger RNA, 1796 nt
Organism: Pseudomassariella vexata
Lineage: Eukaryota; Fungi; Ascomycota; Sordariomycetes; Amphisphaeriales; Pseudomassariaceae
Exons: 1
Coding region: 55-1746 (563 amino acids)
Biological process (GO): chromatin remodeling; DNA repair; negative regulation of transcription by RNA polymerase II
Cellular component (GO): Swr1 complex; NuA4 histone acetyltransferase complex
Molecular function (GO): transcription corepressor activity
Source: RefSeq, a predicted model, not a curated record
GAUCAUUUUUCACUUACCUGAACCAGCAUUUCUUUUAUCGAACACAUCGCCAAAAUGUCAUCAGAUGUACGCGACGUCCUGAACUUGUCUGUUGAGGAUCGACCGCGACCUGCGAAGAGGCAGAAGACGGCUGCUUCGAGGCCCAACUUAAAGGGCCUCGCACGCGAAGUCCAGAACCUCGGAGGCGACAAUCCCAUCGCCAUCGUCCCCGAAAUCUCGAGCUUCAAAAAACGUCGACUCGGAAGCCGCAAACCUGCUGCGCGAUGGAAGUUGGCACCGUUCCGAAAUUCGGCCCGCGGCGACGGACUGCUUUUGAAACACUGGAAACGAGAGGCAGACAAAUCGUCAGGCCAGGAUGGACCGGCCAACGAGCACGAAGCAACAGCAGAGAAGCAGUCGGAGGAGAUUGAAGAUUCGGAAUUUGCAAAAUUCAACGUCUCGGUCAAUGUUCCGCAGUACAGCGACGAUCAGUACAAUGCAACACUGACCAACAAAGAUUGGACCAAGGACGAGACCGAUUAUCUCAUGGAGACUUGCAAGAAAUUCGAUCUGAGAUGGCCGCUGGUAUGGGACCGCUAUGACUAUGCGCUAAAGAUGCUUGUACCUUCAGGCCAAGGUUCAGGCGAAGGGGAGAGUGACGCAGAUCCUAAUUCGGCUGUUGUGCCAACGCCCAAGAUCCGAACUAUGGAGGACCUGAAGGCACGAUACUACGAAGUCGCAGCCAAGAUGAUGGCAGUUCAGAGACCAGUUCAGUACAUGAACGCGGCCGAGUUCAGCCUGCACGAGACCAUGGUCAACUUCAGACCAGGUGAUGAGACCAAACGCAAGGCGUAUGCUCAGAGCCUGCUGGGUCGCUCUAAGGAGGAGAUCAAGGAGGAAGAGUCUCUGCUCAUCGAAGUCAGGCGCAUACUGGCCCGCACAGAGAAGUUCAACCAAGAGCGCCGCGAGCUGUACAAUCGCCUGGAUUAUCCUCAGUCUGAGACAACGCAAGAUCUCAGCUCGUUCAAGACCAGCAUGGGCCUGCAGAACCUCCUUCAAACGCUCAUGAAUGUCGACAAGUCGAAGAAGAGGAAAUCGUUGGCAGGCACCGAGGUGAACACGCCCGCCUCGGCAGGUCCAUCUGCGCAUCCAGGCUCCACCCCUAUCUCGGAUCAUCGUCGUGAGAGCAUUGCCGCAUCCACGCACCGCGAUUCUAUUGGAGAGUCGUCUCGUCCUGAACGGCCGGCCAAGAAAGGGCCCCAGCAGCCCGAACGCAGGAAGCUCACAGAGCAGGAAGAGCAGAUAUAUGGCGUAUCCAAUCAUGAUCGUUUGUCUAGUGGACCUACGUUCCGAUUCGAGCGCAUCAACAAGAUACUUACCACCAAGUCGAACGCUCAGCAUCAGCGCAUCAUCAACACUCUGGCGGAACUGGACGUUCCGGCGAGGUUGAACAUGCCGACCAAAGCCGUUGUGGACCAAAUGGAGAAACUGCUCAAUCAAAUUGUCAUCCUUUUGGACCUUAAGAAAGUUGGCGACAAGCUUGAUGCCGACAUCAAGGUCGAGCAGGUCAAGAAGGCGGACAGGGAGAAGCGGAAUGCACCGGCGGAACCUGAGAAAAAGGGGGGCGCAGAUGAGGCGGCGAAGGCUGGCGCACCAGCAACAGAGAGUGCCAAGGCAGAUGCAGCUGACGGUGCGCAGCAGGCAGGGCAGAAUGGAGAUGCUGGCGUCAAGCAAGAAGUUGCGGAGGACAAGAUGGAUACAACUUGAGCCUGCCCACAUUUAUAGUCAUGAAUUAUACGUUUAGCCAUGUGCCCUUU